AUGACUAUCUCAGUUCUUCGGCUGACAGUUGUCCUUGGGCUGCUUGUGUUAAUCCUGACUUGCCAUGCGGAUGAUAAACCAGAUGGCAAACCAGAUGGCAAACCAGAUGACAAGCCAGAUGACUCAGGCAUAAAACCAGACUCUGGAUUCCCAGGCUUCCUAAACCUCUUGGGCACGGAGAUCAUAGAGAAUGCAGUGGAGUUCAUCCUACGCUCCAUGACAAGGAGCACGUAA
This is a messenger RNA of Sorex fumeus (smoky shrew), 234 nucleotides long. It is a transcript of the gene CUNH5orf46, whose product is annotated as chromosome unknown C5orf46 homolog. Bases 1 to 234 code for a protein of 77 amino acids. NCBI's taxonomy places the organism in Eukaryota, Metazoa, Chordata, Mammalia, Eulipotyphla, Soricidae. The record is from RefSeq and is a predicted model, not a curated record. The transcript has 2 exons.